This is a messenger RNA of Fusarium pseudograminearum CS3096, 1320 nucleotides long. RefSeq lists its product as uncharacterized. The record is from RefSeq and is a predicted model, not a curated record. Bases 1 to 1320 code for a protein of 439 amino acids. The transcript has a single exon. NCBI's taxonomy places the organism in Eukaryota, Fungi, Ascomycota, Sordariomycetes, Hypocreales, Nectriaceae.
AUGUCAUCCUCUGGAUCAGACCCUUUUGACAAGCUACCCGCGGAGCUCCGUGUCCGCAUCCUCGUCUCGACUAACUGCAUACUACCCAUAUUGCAGCUAAUUCAAGCCUCCCCAAUCAUGCUUGAACAAUUUCUUGCAUAUAAGCAAUACAUUGUACAACGUGUCCUUGAUUUCGACAAAGACAUGAUGCAAGAUGCCAUGGCAAUUAUUCUGCUUCCAGAUCUCUUUGAAGCCAAUGAUAAUACUCGAUCGAGCGCGGGUGCAGUUCUUCGUCUCUGGUUAAACUAUCGGCUUCCCAACCCAUUCAAGAAUAAGUCCAAACACCUGGCCAGUCAGCUGAGCGAAUUGACCAGCCGAAUGAUUUUCUUAGCCGAGGAUUACAUCACCAAAGCUACUGCCCCCUUCCCGCCCCGCGAGUAUCAUUGCCUGCCGUCGAUUCACCAGCCAUCAAUCAAUGGACACUCUUUAUUUAAAGGUGUUCAAAUAACGCCGCGAUUAGACAUCACAAGCCUCAGUUCCCUUGAAAUGAAACGGGUUGUCAAAGCUUUUCUAAGGUAUGAGUUAUCAUGCAAGGCCAGCGACCACUUUCUUAAGAGGUAUUGGGAGACCAUUGAACGAAGGAUCAACAAGGCAGAAUCAGAAGCCAUCCAAUGUGUUCAUGAAUAUUGCUGUUCUCUCUAUGGUGCACUCUUUGCCCAGUGCUCUGACACCCAACUUCCGACUCGUCCAACCGGGGCUUUGUUGGGAACCGAGGAUGAAAUACCAGACCAAUUUCAUUUCGACCCAGACGCCUACGCACAUAAAUUCGAUCAGCUUUUUGGACCCGGACUUAACGGUGGCAAAUUCCCCGAACAUGCGAACAGUUUUGCAGCUCUUGGCCUCGACCGUCUCGUCGAUUUUCUUCGUUACGAUGUGAGCAAGGCGGAUGACAGGGAGGCCCUCAUGACUCGGUUGCAAAACGUCUGGAUUCGUGAGCAGAAUUAUCUCUAUUGGGUCGCUGACAGCAUCUUCACAUCAAAUUACGAAAACAGACCAGCAGAUUCCUUUUCCGGCAUGUACAAGGAGCUUUCUUUACACAACCGCUGCGAGCUCGCACUUGACAUUGGCCGACAACGGGCUUGGAUCUUCUUCGACGACAGUCGCCUCUACCCGCAAGAUAGCGUCGAACGACCAAACUUCCCAACAGACUAUUUCAUCAAGACAAGUUGUGUUGACGCAGACUGGUUCAGGGACUCCUUGUUCGCAAGAGAAAAGAGACGAAAACGAUUGGGCCGUGAAGAGGGGAGAAAGAGGCGAUUGCUAAAUGCAGGCCUCACAUGA